Lolium rigidum is the source of this 1791-nucleotide messenger RNA. RefSeq names its product putative F-box protein At2g02030. The record is from RefSeq and is a predicted model, not a curated record. The transcript is spliced from 4 exons. Lineage: Eukaryota; Viridiplantae; Streptophyta; Magnoliopsida; Poales; Poaceae. Gene Ontology annotation, molecular function: protein binding. Bases 419 to 1579 code for a protein of 386 amino acids.
CUCCGUCCAGAAACUAAACAAGGACGAAAGCAACCGACGAGGACCGGGAGAGGGCGGCGAGGACAAGAAAGUCGCCGCCGCGGCCGUCGUCGGCUUCGGCGAUCCCGAGGCAGCCCUCCUCCUCCGGAUCGUAGAGGUUUGGUUCCUCCGAGUGCUCGACACCGCGCCGCCCACCUACCUACCAUGUGACGUGAGUUCCCUGGGGGGACGUAUUGAAUUCUCCGGUGGUUCGGGUAGUUUCUGGUGGCAGCCGGCAGGUGGUAUGAGCGGUCGCGGGGCGACUUCCUGGAAGCGGCAAUGCAGGCUCUGCAACUUGUGAGGUAGGCUGAAGCUGAACACCCUGAGUUGCUGUCCGGGCUGGAUCAUGGAGGGCCACUCGACUUUGCUCUAGCCGGAUCAGCUGUGGUUUCCCGUGAGCAUGUCCUCGCCUAGCGAGGCUUUGAUGGGAGGGAAAAGCAAAGUCUCAUCAAAGAAAAUGGGAGGGAAGAAGAAAGCAAGGGCGACGGAGGAGGAUGCGCGGCAGCUCUGCAGCGACGCGCUCACCGAGGUAUUCCACAGGCUGCCUGCGCGCACGCUUGCCUCCUGCAGGACGGUGUGCAAGUCCUGGAUGUCCCUGCUCUCCGACCUGCAUUUUGUGCACGAGCACCUGAAGCGUGGCCAGCAGAAGCUGCUGCUCUUCACAAAUGACAGGGCGAGCGAUAGAUCUCUCGCCACAGUGCUCGCCGACGCCAAUGGGCACAUGUACCAGCUGUCCAAGCCCGCGGCUUCCCGGAGCCUCUUCGUGCACAACUCGUGCAACGGCCUGCUCUGCCUAGGCGACAGUAGAGGGGCGGUGGAGCUGCUCAACCCGACGACCGGGGAGUCUCUUGCGCUGCCGACGCCGGACUACACUGCAGGAAGCAGCCAGUUCUCGUCGUGCAAUUGGCACAGCUUGGGGUUUUGCCCGUCGACUAAGGAACACAAGGUUGCGCAUUUUUAUCCAGGAGAUCUUGGUUCUGUCAAGGCGUGCUGCGAGGUGUUCACGAUUGGAGGUAGAGCCUGGAGACAAGUCGGGAGUAUCGACGGGACACCGAUAGACAGAGGGAUGCAUGUCAAUGGAACCGUGUAUUAUCUGACGAUGUUUCGUUAUGUUGCUUCAUCACGCAUCAACUGCCUGGAUCUUGAAAGGGAGAAGUUUGAUGUCAUGAGGCUUCCUCUGCGCAAGACCUAUGGAGGGCACUGCUCUUUGUCUGAGCUCGAGGGAAGGCUAUGCUUGCUAGUUGUGGAUGGUACGCUUGAUGGUCUACCUCGUACAAUGGACAUAUUGAUGCUCGAGAACGAUGAUAAGAAGAGCUGGACUCACAGAUAUCACAUAUCCUUGCCUUUGCUGAUGCAAUCAUGCUACUUCACUCCAAAGAAUGCACUCUUCCAUGAUGGGAAAAUUUGGGUACAGUUGUUUGCUAAGAGCCUCUACUGUUAUGAUCCAAAUUCAAAUUCGGAAGAGCUGGAGAUUGCUUGUCCAGAGUCCGAGUUUCCUUUCAGCACUCAUACCUUUGUCGAAAGCAUAGUUCCUCUGCGUCAUCAUUACUUCAUCAAAUAGAUAUGGUGAUGCUAGCGUUCUCCUCUAAAAUCUUCAAUAAGGUUUUUAACUUAUAGCGUUACAACACCAUUGUUGUUUUUCUUUUCUUUUCUUUUCAUGAGCGAAGCUGUUGAGUGCCUUAAUUGGGCCUAUUUUAUCGUUAUUUGUAAUUAGUUACUCUUCAGAGCAUAAGAAAUGCAAACCUGAAACACCCAUGCUUGUGUGGCUUCUAA